CGUACUAAGGUUCUCCCCGAUAGUUUACAGUUAACGGUGUGCUAACAAAAACCUCAGUUUUACCCGAGCUUCAAAAUAUUACUUAGACAGCGAAAAAAUGCCGUGUGGCAAAAAUUUCAGAAGGAGAAGAGACUCGUCCGAUGAUAACGAGGAGGACAACGAGACAACAGAGGAAGUGAGAUCCAAAGUAGAAGAGGCAAAAGAACUGCAGAGCUUGCGGAAGCGACAGAGCGGAGUCAGUAUAACCGCCUUACUAGUUGGAGAGAAACUCCCGCCAGAAGCUGAAAUAGAUAAUGAUCCAUUUAAACUGAAGACCGGAGGGGUUGUAGACAUGAAGAAAGUGAAAGACAGGAACAGAGACAUGACAGAAGAUGAGACAGACCUGAACCUGGGCACAUCGUUCUCAGCCGAGACUAACAGAAGAGAUGAGGAUGCUGACAUGAUGAAAUAUAUUGAGACGGAGCUAAAAAAGAAGAAGGGCUUGGUGGAGGCCGAGGAGCAGAAAGUAAAGGUGAAAAAUGCAGAGGACCACCUGUAUGAGUUGCCCGAGAGCAUCAGAGUCAACUCUGCCAAGAAGACGGAGGAGAUGUUGUCCAAUCAGAUGCUGAGCGGGAUUCCUGAAGUUGAUCUUGGCAUUGAUGCAAAGAUAAAAAACAUCAUCCAGACUGAAGAAGCCAAAGCCAAACUCUUGGCAGAACAAAGGAACAAGAAGAAAGACCAAGGCACCUCAUUUGUUCCCACAAACAUUGCUGUGAAUUACGUCCAACACAACCGCUUCUACCAUGAGGAUGCGAACGCACCACAGAGACAUCACAGACACAAAGAAGAACCCAAAGCAAGACCACUGAGGGUGGGAGAUACAGAGAAACCUGGUCCAGAAGCUCCUUCACCACCCAACCCCCGCAAACGACCAAACAACGAAAAGGCCACAGAUGAUUACCACUAUGAGAAGUUUAAGAAGAUGAAUCGAAGAUAUUAACAUGGAAAAACUCAACAUGGUGUCAUCUUUCUAGGCACUGAGGCACAAUGUCAACUUUUGGACUUAGUUACCUAAAAUGUAAUGACCGUAGUAGUCCCAUUGACUGUACCUUGUAAUUAUUGUAAAAAGCACAGUCUUUAAGCCAUGCAAUGUUUCAUGUUAUGAUCUGAUAAAACUAGGAUCUUCACAAAUUAUAAUUUUGACCAACAUUUUUCAAAUAUAGACCGUUUUUUAAGA
Girardinichthys multiradiatus is the source of this 1216-nucleotide messenger RNA. RefSeq names its product chromosome 12 C9orf78 homolog (gene c12h9orf78). Gene Ontology annotation, cellular component: spliceosomal complex. Lineage: Eukaryota; Metazoa; Chordata; Actinopteri; Cyprinodontiformes; Goodeidae. Gene Ontology annotation, biological process: mRNA splicing, via spliceosome. The transcript is spliced from 9 exons. Bases 98 to 979 code for a protein of 293 amino acids. The record is from RefSeq and is a predicted model, not a curated record.